Molecule: messenger RNA, 247 nt
Organism: Symbiodinium necroappetens
Lineage: Eukaryota; Dinophyceae; Suessiales; Symbiodiniaceae
Source: the annotation of a GenBank genome assembly
GUGCAUCUACCUCCUCCGGCGGACAGAGGCGGCAGCGGCGGCCUCCUCCCAGGCCGUUCUUUCCACGGAGGCCGCGCUGGCGGAGCUCCGGGGCUCGGGCGCCCGAGCUCCUCUGAGCUUUCGCUUCGAAGGGUCUUGGGGCGCCUUCGCCUGGGAGGACGGCUCGCCCUGGCACGAGCAAUGGGCGAGAGAUCGACCUGCUCUGGUGGCCUUUGGGCAGAAGGACGGCCAGCGAAGAAGCCAGUGC